Molecule: messenger RNA, 1011 nt
Organism: Diplodia corticola
Lineage: Eukaryota; Fungi; Ascomycota; Dothideomycetes; Botryosphaeriales; Botryosphaeriaceae
Product: cox1 assembly protein
Exons: 4
Coding region: 1-1011 (336 amino acids)
Biological process (GO): mitochondrial respiratory chain complex IV assembly
Cellular component (GO): mitochondrion; membrane
Source: RefSeq, a predicted model, not a curated record
AUGAACGCGCAGCCGCUGCUGCGCCAAUUCCUGCGGCCCGUAAGCACCGGCCUGCGCAAUCUGUCCGAAUCGACAUCGCGGCGCCCUCAAUGGCGCUGCCCGCAAUGCACGGCGCGGAAAAGGCCGCUGCAGCUACACCAACGCCGCUUCCAGAGCUCGCAGCCCGGCCCACAGCCCGGCGACGACCCCAGCUUCACCUCCAUCGUUGACCAACCGGCGCAACUGGUCAAGACCGGACGGAGGCAUGGGCCCGGCCUGAUCAUUCUAGCACUCAUCCCCAUCACCGCCUUCGCGCUCGGGACCUGGCAGGUGCAGCGACUGGGCUGGAAGACGGACCUGCUCGCGCGGCUGGAGGACCGGCUGAUCCAGCCGCCGCUGCCGCUGCCGCCGCGCAUCGACCCGGACGCCAUCGCCGACUUCGACUACCGCCGCGUCCACGCGACGGGCGUGCUGAACCACAGCAAGGAGAUGCUCAUCGGCCCGCGCCUCAACGACGGCGACGACGGCUACCUGGUCGUGACGCCGCUCGAGCGCCCCGGCGAGGACGGGAAGCAGCAGGGCCAGACGGCGGCGAUACUGGUCAACCGGGGCUGGAUCCCCAAGGACAAGAAGCUGAAGAAGGAUAGGGAUCCCGCGGCGCUGCCGCGGGGCGAGGUCACGGUGCAGGGCUUGCUGCGCCAGCCGUGGAAGAAGAAUAGGUUCACGCCCGAAAACAGGCCCGAGCAGGGCGUGUGGUAUUUCCCGGACGUCUCCGAGAUGGCCGAGUGGGCGGGCACGCAACCGGUGUGGAUUGAAGAGACUAUGAAGCCGGACCUUAUUUUGUCUAUGGACCGGGCGGCCAAGGGCAUUCCCCAGGGUCGGGCGGCGGAAGUCAAUAUUCGCAACAACCACACGCAGUAUAUCUUCACAUGGUACGCCCUUUCCGCUGCAACAUCCAUCAUGCUUUGGAUGGUCAUCAAGAAGCCCACUCGUGGCGUUGCGCGCCGUGUUCGCCAGAGUAGGGAGUGGUAG